GCACUGCCCGGCCACGCUCCAUGGCGCCAUGUCCGGCACCGGCACUGCCUGAAGCAGGGCUGUGCUCUCCGGCCCCAUCUCCUCUCCGGUUACUCCCGGAUCCCAAGGAUCCACCGGCAACAAACUGAUGCUCCAGGGCAGUGGCUAUGGCCGAGGGGAGCACGGCUGCUGACCACGAGGGGCUCCUGAGGAGGGUGCAGGAGCUGGAAGCGGAGGUGAAGCGGCUGCAGGAGAAGCUCCAGGAUGACAAGGAGGGCACUGGGAGGAGAGAGGCUGCUCUGGCCCCCGGGAAAGCCAAAAGACGCCAACAAAGGCCCUUCGAUUUCAGCGCGCACGGCCGCAGACACGUGGCACUGCGCAUCGCCUACCUGGGCUGGGGCUACCAGGGCUUUGCCAGCCAGGAGAACACCCCCAACACCAUCGAGGAGAAGCUCUUUGAAGCCUUGAAGAAGACACGGCUGGUGGACAGCAGAGAGACCUCCAACUACCAUCGCUGCGGGCGCACGGACAAGGGAGUCAGCGCCUUUGGGCAGGUGAUUUCCCUGGAUCUCCGCUCCAGCCUGCCACCAGAGGGGCAGCAGCAAAACGGGCACGCGGGCGAGGGGCAGCGGGAGGAGCUCCGCUACACCCACAUCCUGAACAGGGUGCUGCCCCCCGACAUCCGGGUGCUGGCCUGGGCCCCCGUGGCGCCGGAGUUCAGCGCCCGCUUCAGCUGCCAGCGCCGCACCUACCGGUACUUCUUCCCCUGCGCCCAGCUGGACGUGGCCCUCAUGGACAGCGCCGCCCAGCGCUACGUGGGCACCCACGAUUUCCGCAACCUCUGCAAGAUGGACGUGGCCAACGGGGUGCUCAACUUCCAGAGGACGAUCCUCAGCGCCCGCGUGACGUGGGUGGAGAGAGGGGGAGAAUCCGGGCCGCGGGAUCCCUUCCGGCUGUGCCAGUUCGAGGUGACGGGGCAGGCGUUCCUGUACCACCAGGUCCGCUGCAUGAUGGCCGUGCUCUUCCUCAUCGGCCAGGGCAUGGAGAGCCCGGACAUCAUCGACGAACUGCUGGACGUGGAGAAGAACCCCCGGAAACCGCAGUACAGCAUGGCAGUCGAGUUCCCCCUGGUCCUGUACGACUGCGAGUUCCCAGACCUGCAGUGGCUCUACGACCCAGAGGUGCAGGGUUUCAACGUGACACACUUGCAGCAGCUCUGGGCCAGCCACGCCGUCAAAACCCACGUGCUUCGGGACAUGUUGGCAGGGCUGGACACUGCUCCCAUGGCCACUGGCAAAGGUCCGGGGAGCAGCCUGGUCACCAGCUUCGUGGAGGGGGUCCAAGCCCGCACCUACAAGCCCUUGCUGUCCCGGCCCCGGUGCGAGGGGCUGGAGGCUCGGAUCGAGCACUUUGUGCGGAGGGGCCGCAUCGACCCCCCCCGGGGGCCGGGGGUGCCCGGGGACCAGGAGCCCCCCGAGGGCAAGCGGGGCAGCAGCGCAGCCCCCGAGCAGCCGCCCAAGAGGGUCUGCGUGGACACCGAGUGACGGGGCGCCUCGGCACUUCUUUUUAUUACUGUUAUUGGGGAAAAAAAGCGCGUUUCUUCGGUGCUGUUUUUUUAUAAAUCUCAAGAAAUCUCUUGUA
Messenger RNA from Chiroxiphia lanceolata (lance-tailed manakin), 1620 nucleotides. It is a transcript of the gene PUS3, whose product is annotated as pseudouridine synthase 3. Gene Ontology annotation, biological process: tRNA pseudouridine synthesis; mRNA pseudouridine synthesis. The coding region runs from base 147 to 1523 and encodes 458 amino acids. The transcript has 5 exons. The record is from RefSeq and is a predicted model, not a curated record. Gene Ontology annotation, cellular component: nucleus; cytoplasm. NCBI's taxonomy places the organism in Eukaryota, Metazoa, Chordata, Aves, Passeriformes, Pipridae. Gene Ontology annotation, molecular function: RNA binding; pseudouridine synthase activity.